This is a messenger RNA of Lotus japonicus, 1018 nucleotides long. RefSeq lists its product as uncharacterized. Bases 92 to 766 code for a protein of 224 amino acids. NCBI's taxonomy places the organism in Eukaryota, Viridiplantae, Streptophyta, Magnoliopsida, Fabales, Fabaceae. The record is from RefSeq and is a predicted model, not a curated record. The transcript has 2 exons.
UAUAAAUAACCUCCACAACCAAAUCCAAUACACACAACAUCAUUUGCAUCUAGGAGAAGCUUUAGUAAGAAAAAACCUCAUAAAUCAAACCAUGGCUUGCUGGUCUGCAGAAAAUGCCACAAAGGCCUAUCUAAGCACUUUGAAAAUGGGUCAAAAUGCAAAAGAACCAGAUGUUGCAGAGUUUAUAUCAGCACUAGCAGCUGGAAACAAUGCACAACUCAUGGUUGUGGCUUGUGCUGGUGCAGCAGAUUCCACCACACUAGCUUUGAUAGCUGCUGCUCAUCAAACUGGUGGCAAUGUUGUUUGUAUUGUCAAAAGCCAUGAAGAUCUCAAAGCCUCAAAAAAAUUCCUGAGACUAGGUGCUAGCCAAGUGCAAUUCAUGGUUGGAGAAGCUCAAGAAUUGCUUUUAAACCAAGCAGAUUUUGUGCUAAUUGAUUGUAACCUUGUGAACCAUGAAGAAAUUGUCAAAGCAAUAAUCCAAGGUGGUGGUGGUGGAAGGAAAAAUGGCACAGUGGUUGUUGGUUACAAUGCAUUUGGGUGCAGAGGUUCCUGGUGGUCAUGUGAGUCAAAAACUCAGUUGCUUCCAAUAGGAGAAGGGCUUCUUGUGACAAGAUUUGGAGGGGCAGAAGUAUCAACUACUAGUACAAAAUAUGGAUCUAAAAUGAGUAAGAACAGGAGUAGAUGGGUUGUCACUGUGGAUAAAUGCACUGGUGAAGAACAUGUUUACAGGAUCAGACAUCCACAAGGGAAAGUGAUUCAAGCUUAAUCAAGUGGUUAAUUUUGGAUGCAAAAUGCAAAAAAAAUUAAGAUUUAGCCCACAUCCCACCCCAUUCUUCUCUAAAUUUUGCUUCUAUUAAUUAGCACCUAGGACCUGUCCUGUUCUAAAUGUACAUAGAAAAUUAUAAACAUAUAAUGCUUAAAUUGGUUUGAAAUUUUUUCAAAAGUUUGUAUAUGUUCUGUUGGAGAAGGAUCAAAACAUACCCAUUGCAGACUCUUACUCACACUUACAGCCCGAUUG